UGACCGAGAUCGGCUCGUGGCAACGAGGGCGACGCAGAGGAAACGACGGCAGCAGGAAACGGCGGAGCCGAGGCGUCGCUUGCCGGGAAAGGGGGUUAGCGGCGUCAGGCGACGGCGCUCCGGUUUCCGCAGGCCAGGGAGCGUCGCCACGCAAACGUCCAUUCGCAGACAACUUAAGCGUUAAGUGAGCGACGAACUCUCGCUUGAGGAAAGCGCACUUUCGCUACUCAACUGGCUGCGGCCUUGAGUCCUAUUUGAAAGGUUUCAACUUCACGGGCGAACCGCCUUGGCUGCUGUGCACUUGAUCGUGCCGAAAUCCCAUCUUUUCCUUAUCCAGUUUCUUUUGUGAUCGGUUGAACACUGAAAUGGAGGCUGCCGCUUUCUCCGUGGACGACUUUGGCUUCACCUUCCUAGAGGAGGGCUUUUCUGCACGAGAUGUUGUGGAGCAGAAGAUAAAUGAGUCAUCCAUGUCGGAUGACAAGGACGCCUUCUUUGUCGCCGACCUGGGUGAUGUGCUGAAGAAGCACCUGCGGUGGGUGCGGGCCAUGCCCCGCGUCACGCCCUUCUAUGCCGUCAAGUGUAACAACAGCCGUGCUGUCGUCAUGACUCUGGCCUCCUUGGGCGCCGGUUUUGACUGUGCCAGCAAGACAGAGAUUGAGAUGGUUCGCUCCCUGGGUGUGGACCCCAGCAGGAUCAUCUAUGCCAACCCCUGUAAGCAGCUCUCUCAGAUCAAGUAUGCUGCAGCCCAGAAGGUGCAGAUGAUGACCUUUGACAGUGAGGUGGAGCUCAUGAAAGUUGCCCGAUGCCACAACGAUGCCAAGCUGGUGCUCCGCAUCGCCACAGACGACUCCAAAGCUGUGUGUCGGCUCAGCGUGAAGUUCGGAGCGACGCUGAAGGCUAGUCGUCUGCUGCUGGAGCAGGCCAAGGACCUUGGACUGGAUGUUAUCGGGGUCAGCUUCCACGUGGGCAGCGGCUGUACGGAUUCAAGCACUUACGUCCAGGCCAUUUCAGAUGCCCGCUGUGUCUUCGAUAUGGGGGCUGAGCUGGGCUUUAAUAUGACUCUCCUGGACAUCGGUGGUGGCUUCCCUGGCUCUGAAGAUGUCAAACUCAAAUUUGAAGAGAUCACAGGCGUCAUAAACCCGGCUCUGGACAAGUACUUCCCUGCUGACUGUGGUGUCAGGAUCAUUGCUGAGCCUGGCCGGUACUAUGUGGCAUCAGCCUUCAUGCUGGCGGUCAACAUCAUUGCCAAGAAGGUCAUAAUGAAGGAGGAUCCCUCUUCUGAUGAUGAGGAUGAUGGGAACUAUGACAGGACCCUCAUGUACUAUGUAAAUGAUGGCGUCUACGGGUCAUUCAACUGCAUCCAGUAUGACCACGCUGUGGUGCAGCCCAUUCUUCACAAGAAACCCAAGCCGGACGAGCACAUGUUCCCCUGCAGCAUCUGGGGUCCUACAUGCGACGGCCUGGACCGCAUCUUGGAGCAGUGUCAGCUGCCAGACCUGCAGCUGGGCGACUGGCUGCUCUUUGACAACAUGGGCGCCUACACCGUUGCCGCUUCCUCCACUUUCAAUGGCUUUGAGCGGCCAGACAUCCAUUACGUCAUGUCCCGUUCCUCCUGGCAAGUGCUGCAGCAGAUCCGCACCCAGGGACCACCCAGCCUGCUGGAGGAGUCGUGUCCCAGCGGCAUGCCGGCCUGCUGUGGGCGUGAGAGCAGCCUAGAGCUACCUGCGAAGCCAUGCUCAGCCCGUGUGCUCUAACUGCAGAGCAGCAUGCUUUUACCCCACUCUCGCUCUCACCCUCACCUCCAUACUCACCCUUGAGAGGCCAGUUAUUUGACUUGGAGAAGGUCAGAGGGCGUGUGUAUGCAUGUUUUUCCACUGUAUGGAAGCAGGAGAUCCACUUGAGUGGGGCUGAAGCUUGCUGGGUCCCCUGUAGGGGUUUUUCUAAGGGAAGGGAUGCAUUUCAGAGGGGGAACUGAAUUUCCUGCAGGGUCUUGGAACUCAGCUGCUUCUGCUGACUCCCCAUUGUAAGGGGGUGGGGGGGGCAAGUCCUCAGAAUGGCUGCUACAUAUUUAGUGAUUCAUGGGUCUCCUCUUGUGUACAGGUCUCACCCUCUCAUGCAAACUUGCCUUUUUCCUUUGUUCGUUCUCUGCUAUGUAAUGUUUAGUGAGAUGAAUUUGCGAGCCGAUGCAUUAGAAAAUGGAUCUGGGAAGACGGGAUUGCACAUUACAUUGCUUUCCUAUGGAAACUUUUUUAAUUUUGUAUUU
This is a messenger RNA of Scleropages formosus (Asian bonytongue), 2263 nucleotides long. It is a transcript of the gene odc1, whose product is annotated as ornithine decarboxylase 1. The transcript has 11 exons. Gene Ontology annotation, molecular function: ornithine decarboxylase activity. Gene Ontology annotation, cellular component: cytoplasm. Lineage: Eukaryota; Metazoa; Chordata; Actinopteri; Osteoglossiformes; Osteoglossidae. The record is from RefSeq and is a predicted model, not a curated record. Bases 366 to 1754 code for a protein of 462 amino acids.